AUGGACAGGGCCAAUGAGAUCUCCCCACUGGGGUUCUUACUCUUGGGCCUCUCAGCCCACCCAGCACUGGAGAAGGCAUUCUUCGUGCUCAUCCUGCUGAUGUACCUGGUAAUCCUGCUGGGCAAUGGGGUCCUCAUCCUGGUCACUGUCCUUGACCCCCACCUGCAAACGCCCAUGUACUUCUUCCUGGCCAACCUCUCCUUCCUGGACAUCUGCUACACCACCUCUUCCGUCCCCCUCAUUCUUGACAGCUUCCUGAACCCCAGAAAAAUCAUCUCCUUCUCUGUCUGCUUCGGGCAGAUGUUCCUGUCCUUUGCCAUGGGGGCCACCAAGUGUGUGCUCCUGGGCAUGAUGGCCUUUGAUCGCUAUGUGGCCAUCGGCAGCCCUCUCAGGUACCCUGUGGUCAUGAGUAAGGCUGCUUACGUGCCCAUGGCCGUCAGCUCCUGGGCAGCUGGCAUCACCAAUUCUGUAGUGCAGACAUUCCUUGCAAUGCGGCUGCCCUUCUGUGGGGACAAUGUCAUCAACCACUUCACCUGUGAGAUCCUGGCUGUCCUAAAGCUGGCCUGCACUGACAUCUCCAUCAAUGUGAUCAGCAUGGCGGUGGCCAACAUGGUCUUCCUGGGGGUCCCUGUCCUGUUUAUCUUUGUCUCCUACGUGCUCAUCCUCACCAACAUCCUGAGGAUCCCAUCAGCUGAGGGCAGGAAGAAGGCCUUCUCCACCUGCUCUGCUCACCUCACUGUGGUGAUCAUCUUCUACAGGACCAUCCUCUUCAGGUAUGGGAAGCCCAAAUCCAAGGACCCCCUGGGGGCAGACAAGCAGGACCUGGCAGACAAGCUCAUCUCCCUCUUCUGUGGGGUGGUGACCCCCAUGCUCAACCCUAUCAUCUACAGCCUGAGGAACAAGGACAUGAAGGCUGCUGGGAGGAGCCUGGUGAGUCAGAAACACCUAUCCAAGUGA
Messenger RNA from Ochotona princeps (American pika), 957 nucleotides. RefSeq names its product olfactory receptor 13C7-like. Gene Ontology annotation, biological process: G protein-coupled receptor signaling pathway. The record is from RefSeq and is a predicted model, not a curated record. NCBI's taxonomy places the organism in Eukaryota, Metazoa, Chordata, Mammalia, Lagomorpha, Ochotonidae. Gene Ontology annotation, molecular function: olfactory receptor activity; G protein-coupled receptor activity. Gene Ontology annotation, cellular component: membrane.